Molecule: messenger RNA, 3188 nt
Organism: Leptonychotes weddellii (Weddell seal)
Lineage: Eukaryota; Metazoa; Chordata; Mammalia; Carnivora; Phocidae
Source: RefSeq, a predicted model, not a curated record
AUGUUGCUCGGAAGUACAGGGGAUUUUGCGGCGGCUGCGGCCAACCUCCAAACCUGCCUGUCGGUGUUGGGCCGGGCCCUGCCCACCUCCCGCCUGGACCUGGCCUGCAGCCUCUCCUGGAAUGUGAUCCGCUACAGCCUGCAGAAGCUGCGCCUGGUGCGUUGGCUGCUCAAGAAGGUCUUCCAGCGCCGGCGGGCCACCCCGGCCACCGCGGCAGGCUUUGAGGACGAAGCGAAGGCCAGCGCCCGGGACGCGGCCCUGGCCUAUCACAGGCUGCACCAGCUGCACAUCACAGGGAAGCUUCCUGCAGGAUCUGCCUGUUCCGAUGUACACAUGGCUUUGUGCGCCGUGAACUUGGCCGAAUGUGCAGAAGAGAAAAUCCCACCGAGCACGUUGGUUGAGAUCCAUCUGACUGCUGCCAUGGGGCUCAAGACUCGGUGUGGGGGCAAGCUAGGCUUCCUGGCGAGCUACUUCCUCAGUAGAGCCCAGAGCCUGUGUGGCCCUGAGCGCAGCGCGGUCCCCGACUCACUGCGUUGGCUGUGCCACCCCCUGGGCCAGAAGUUUUUCAUGGAGCGGAGCUGGUCGGUGAAGUCGGCUGCCAAGGAGAGUCUCUAUUGUGCUCAGAGGAACCCAGCUGACCCCAUUGCCCAGGUCCACCAGGCCUUCUGCAAGAACCUGCUGGAGCGAGCUGUGGAGUCACUGGUGAAGCCUCAGGCCAAGAAGAAGGCUGGAGACCAGGAUGAAGAGAGCUGUGAGUUCUCUAAUGCUCUGGAGUACCUGAAAUUACUUAAUUCUUUUGUGGACUCUGUGGGGAUUGUGACCCCACCCUUCUCCAGCAGCUCCGUGCUCAAGUCAGCCCUUGGUCCAGAUGUCAUCUGUCGGUGGUGGACAUCCGCCAUCACUGUGGCCAUCAGCUGGCUCCAGGGAGACGAUGCAGCUGUACGCGCUCAUUUUACUGAAGUAGAGCGUGUCCCCAAAGCCCUGGAAGUGACAGAGAGCCCCCUGGUGAAGGCCGUCUUCCACACCUGCAGAGCUAUGCACACCUCACUCUCUGGGAAGGCGGACGGGCAGCAGAGUGCCUUCUGCCACUGUGAGAGGGCCAGCGGCCACCUCUGGAGCAGCCUCAACGUGAGCGGGGCCACCUGCGACCUCACCCUCAACCACGUGGUCCAGCUGCUGACCUGUGACCUGCUACUGUCGCUGAGGACAGCACUCUGGCAGAAGCAGGCGGGAGCCAGCCAGGCCCUGGGCGAGCCGUACCACGCAUCAGGUGCUGAACUGGCCGGCUUCCAGCGGGACCUGGGCAGCCUGCGCCGGCUGGCACACAGCUUCCGCCCAGCGUACCGCAAGGUGUUCCUGCACGAAGCCACCGUGCGCCUGAUGGCGGGAGCCAGCCCCACCCGCACCCACCAGCUGCUGGAGCACAGUCUGCGCCGGCGUGCUGCGCAGAGCACCAAGCACGGAGAGGUGGACGCCUGGCCUGGCCAGCGAGAGCGGGCCACCGCCAUCCUGCUGGCCUGCCGCCACCUUCCGCUGUCCUUCCUCUCCUCCCCGGGCCAGCGGGCGGUGCUGCUGGCUGAGGCGGCCCGCACCCUGGAGAAGGCGGGUGACCGGCGCUCGUGCAACGACUGCCAGCAGAUGAUUGUCAAGUUGGGGGGUGGCACGGCCAUCGCCGCCUCCUGACCCCUGGGCGCUGCCCACCUCAGCCCGCUGCCUCCCUCGCCCUCCUCCCUCUGUCUCUCGGUCUCUCGCCCUGCUCCCUCUGGGAGUUGUGGGAUGAGCCUUGUCUCCGGAGCUGUCGCCUGCUGAGGCUGGUGGACCACCUCAGCCUGGUAGGCCCCUGGGCCGAGCCCCCCAGAGCUGCUGUGGAGAACUGCCCGUGGUCCCGGGGCCCGCGGGGCUGGCAGAAGAAAGCCAGGGCAGGGCAGGCAUUGAGGAGCUCCCUGACUUGAAAGCAGCGGGGGCUCCCAACCUGCUUGGCCCCUGCCUCCAGCCCUCAACCCUUCCCAGCUCUUCUCUCCCCGAACAGCCCCCUUUCCUGCUUCCUGGUUUUUUAUCAGGCUUUCCCCGUGGGGGACAUAGGUCUCUGGGCACCAGAGCGCUUCACCCUUGGCACUGUGCCCAGCUUGCCCCUUUCCCCCUUUUUAUACAGAUGUUUUUAUAUCCGUGUGCUUGGGUUUGCCGUGAUGCAGGGCUGAGUUGCUGUGGCAUCUUUAUUUCUCUCCUUGAGUCUGUGUCCCCUCCCCUGUGCCUGACAAAGCCAGUUCAUUGUUUUCUCUUUAUUACACAGGACAGCCAAGGAAGGAGGGGAGCCCAGCCCUGGGGAGGCAAGUGGGAGGCAGGGGGCAGGCCUGGGGUUGGAUGAAAUAAUGUCGGAAUUAUUUUUUAAUUUUUUAAAAAAUAAAUGGUAUCUUAUUUAAUUGUUCUGUUCCUUCCCACUCCCCCCGCCCCCUGGGAUGCCAGCCCAAGCUCAGGGUAGGCCCAGGGGGCUGGGAGACAUGAAGCCACCCAGCGGGACUGAGGACCAGGGGCCUUCAGUGUGGGUUCUCAAUUCCCUCCCAUCCCAACUCCUUCCUCCAACUCCACCUCCAGUCUAUUUUUAUCCCUAAUUCUGGACCUGAAAAUAAGCCAGGGUGGCAGGGACCAACCCCCAAUCCCUCCCCAUCCCUUUUUGGGGUGGACACUAGGAAUAAGGCCCCCUGCCUUGACGGGGGUCCUGGGAGGAAAAGUCCCACUUUUCUGGAUCCCCCCACCCGGGUUGGGUCCUCCCCUGAGGCCAUCUCUAGCAGGACCCGAGGACUGCCUGAGACCCCAGAGCCUGCUGUGAGGCUGAGAGGGGCUGCCUUUCCUCCCCGUCUGUGCAGGGGCCCCAGCACAGACUGGGGGGUGCACGCAGCGGGGGCUCCCCCUGAUGCCGAGUGCAGGCUGGAAUGGCUCGGCUUGGACCUUACCCCCUUUCUGUCUCUGCCGCCCCUCCCCACACACAGUCAUCCGUGGCCCCCGCCCUACCCCCCGCCAUGAGCCAGCCCUUGUCUCAGUGUAUAUACCGUGCCUUUUCUCAUUAUUGUUGAGGGGUGGGAGGGGGUGGGUUUUCACGGAAAAGGGGCUACACCUAUGGCUUCCUUGAUAUGGAAUCAUUCACUGUGUCCUGGAUGUAGGUUACUCAAUAAACACAGAUUGGUACCACC